AUGACGGCGUCCUGGGCGCUCGAGAGUCGACUCGUACAAGCUCCGCCACGCAAAGAGCCCGUGCGUCCCAGCAAAUGUUUGCCGCCGCUCACGUGUGUAUCUGUCGCGUUGCGCAGCUCUCCCAACGUGUCUGCGUUGCCUCAUGUUCUAGACUCCAUCUCGUCGUAUUUGGACCAUUCCCCGCGUUAUUCGAUCCCUCUCGCCUGCUCCAGAGCCAUUAGAUACGCUAAGCUGCAUUUAUUACAGCGCUUAUGGACUUCUCAAUACCCUAACGACCCACUGUAUCGUCAAUGGGCUUUCGCGCGCGGUACAGCCAACGCCGCGGCUCGAGGAGAUCUCAAAGUCGUUCAAUGGCUUUGCGAGGUUUAUUACCCUCAAGGGAGAGUCACAGACGCAGUGGAGAAGGCAGCGCAAGCAGGUCACGUGCAUAUAUUGCAGUGGCUUUACACCCACCAGAGUCAGGUCUUCUGGGGAGCCAAUGAGAUGCGUGUAGCUGCUCAGUUCGACCAAGUGGCUGUUGUAAAAUGGCUACAUGCACAUACAGCGCCACCUUUUGUCGGAAUGAAUGCCAUUGAAUUGGCUGCAAGAAACGGUAAUCUACAGCUUGUCAAAUGGCUACAUAAGACGAGGAACCAAUGGAGUGGGUACGGAGCAGGGGAGGCGGCAGCUCAUGGCCAUUUGGACGUGUUUAAGUACAUGAUUAAGGGCCACUCGGUGCUCCGCGAGAGCGCGCUGAACGAGGCUGCCGCUAAUGGACACUUGGAGGCAGUAAAGAAGCUGGCAAGACGCCAACCUGCGCUCGUGACGACGCGGACAACUACUACAGCAGCGGAGAAUGGACACCUUCAUGUGUGCAAAUGGCUACAUGGUAAAAAGUUCGACGAACCGAUUCCAGGAAUCUUGGAAAGCUUGUACACGUGA
This is a messenger RNA of Phytophthora nicotianae INRA-310, 921 nucleotides long. RefSeq lists its product as hypothetical. The transcript is spliced from 2 exons. The record is from RefSeq and is a predicted model, not a curated record. Gene Ontology annotation, molecular function: protein binding. Lineage: Eukaryota; Oomycota; Peronosporomycetes; Peronosporales; Peronosporaceae. The coding region runs from base 1 to 921 and encodes 306 amino acids.